CCUGCUACAAGAGUCUGGACUUUGAACUCGAAAGAGAACCAUUUACUUCAUACGUGAUUGGGACGGUGCUCAGAAUUAAUCUGCCAAAAUGAUGGACAUGUCUGACUUCGGGGAGGCAGCUUCCUUCCUUAGAAAAAGUGACAAAGAGUUAAUGAUUCAGCAAACGGUGGCCUUCGAUGGAAAGAAAAAAUGUUGGAUACCGGAUGAUAAGGAAGCUUAUCUUGAGGCUGAAAUAAAAGAGAAUGGAGGAGGAAAAGUAACUGUUGAAGUUGCAGAUGGAAAGACAGUUGUUGUGAAGGAGGGUGAUAUCCAACAGAUGAACCCUCCAAAGUUUGAUAUGAUAGAAGAUAUGGCUAUGCUGACACACUUGAAUGAGGCAUCUGUGUUAAGUAAUCUACGCAAGCGAUAUGCCAACUGGAUGAUCUAUACUUAUUCUGGCCUUUUCUGUGUGACUGUGAAUCCAUACAAAUCGCUUCCUGUCUACAAAACUGAGGUGGUCACGGCUUACAAGGGCAAGAGACGUUCUGAAGCCCCACCUCAUAUUUUCUCCAUUGCUGACAACGCUUACCAUGACAUGUUACGCAAUCGAGAAAACCAGUCCAUGUUGAUCACUGGAGAAUCUGGUGCUGGCAAGACUGUGAACACGAAACGUGUUAUUCAGUACUUUGCCACAGUCGCUGCUAUUGGUGAUCCCAUGGGGAAGAAGAAUCAACCAGCUACCAAGACUGGGGGAACAUUGGAAGAUCAAAUCAUCCAAGCCAACCCAGCUUUGGAAGCUUUUGGAAAUGCUAAGACACUGAGAAAUGAUAACUCAUCCCGUUUUGGUAAAUUCAUCCGGAUCCAUUUUGGAACCACAGGCAAAUUGUCAUCUGCUGAUAUUGAAAUUUAUUUGCUGGAAAAAUCCAGGGUAAUUUUUCAGCAGCCAGGUGAAAGAAGUUACCACAUUUUCUACCAGAUUACAAGUGGGAAAAUGAGUGAGUUGCAAGACAUGCUACUUGUUAGUACAAAUCCUUACGACUUUCACUUCAGCUCUCAAGGUGUAGUAACAGUGGACAACCUUGAUGAUUGUGAAGAAUUAAUGGCGACAGAUCAAGCUUUCGAUAUAUUGGGAUUUAUUUCAGAUGAAAAGUAUGGUGCUUAUAAACUGACUGGUGCAAUAAUGCAUUUUGGAAAUAUGAAAUUUAAGCAAAAGCAACGAGAAGAACAAGCAGAGACUGAUGGCACAGAAAAUACAGAUAAGGCUGCUUAUCUGAUGGGCAUCAGUUCCUCUGACCUUGUAAAAGGCUUAAUGCACCCACGAGUAAAGGUUGGCAAUGAAUAUGUGACCAAAGGUCAGACUGUAGCCCAGGUUGUCUAUGCGGUUGGUGCAUUGGCCAAAGGCAUUUAUGACCGUAUGUUUAAAUGGCUGGUGGUUCGCAUUAACAAGACACUGGAUACAAAACUAUCAAGGCAGUUCUUUAUCGGUGUCCUCGAUAUUGCAGGUUUUGAAAUUUUUGAUUUAAACAGCUUUGAACAGCUCUGCAUCAAUUUUACAAAUGAAAAACUGCAACAGUUUUUUAAUCACCACAUGUUUGUAUUGGAACAAGAGGAAUAUAAGAAGGAAGGCAUUGACUGGGAAUUUAUUGAUUUCGGAUUGGACUUGCAGGCCUGUAUUGAUUUAAUUGAAAAGCCUCUCGGUAUUAUGUCAAUCCUAGAAGAGGAGUGCAUGUUUCCCAAGGCAACUGAUAUGACAUUUAAAUCUAAGCUUUAUGACAACCAUCUUGGAAAGUCACCUAACCUCCAAAAACCUCGGCUUGACAAGAAAAGGAAGUAUGAAGCACAUUUUGAACUUGUGCAUUAUGCUGGUGUGGUUCCAUACAACAUUAUAGGCUGGCUGCAAAAGAACAAGGAUCCGCUAAAUGAAACCGUUGUAGGUCUCUUCCAAAAAUCUUCCAACAAACUCCUUGGGUGUUUGUUUGAAAACUAUGUCAGUUCAGACAGUGCUGACCAUGGUGGAGAAAAGAAACGCAAGAAAGGUGCCUCGUUCCAAACUGUGUCCUCUUUGCACAAAGAGAAUCUGAAUAAACUGAUGACAAAUCUUAGAUCAACAUCACCACAUUUUGUACGAUGCAUUAUUCCUAAUGAAACAAAAACUCCAGGUGCCAUGGAUCCUUUUCUGGUACUACACCAACUUCGCUGUAAUGGUGUACUAGAGGGCAUUCGUAUUUGCCGAAAAGGGUUUCCAAACAGGGUUUUAUAUGCUGACUUCAAGCAGAGGUACCGAAUUCUGAAUCCAAGUGCCAUUCCAGAGGAUAAGUUUGUAGAUAGCAGAAAAGCAUCUGAAAAGCUUUUGGGCACAUUGGAAAUUGAUCAUACCCAGUAUCGGUUUGGGCACACAAAGGUGUUUUUCAAAGCUGGUCUCCUAGGAAAUCUUGAAGAAAUGAGAGAUGGAAGACUAUCUAAGAUUCUUACAUUGAUUCAAGCAAGAGCCAGAGGCAAACUUAUGCGAAUUGAAUUCCAGAAAAUUUUGGAAAGAAGGGAUGCAUUGCUGGUUAUCCAGUGGAACAUUCGUGGAUUUAUGACUGUCAAGAACUGGCCAUGGAUGAAGCUGUUCUUCAAGAUCAAACCAUUGCUGAAGUCUGCAGAAACUGAAAAAGAAAUGGCAAACAUGAAAGACGAGUUCCAAAAGCUGAAAGAAGCUUUGGAAAAAUCUGAAGCUAGAAGAAAAGAACUUGAAGAAAAACAAGUGACCUUGGUGCAGGAAAAAAAUGAUCUAACUCUUCAACUGCAGGCUGAGCAAGAUAUGUUUGCUGAUGCAGAAGAACGGUGUGACCUACUAAUUAAAAAUAAGAUUCAGAUGGAAUCUAAAGUUAAGGAUCUCACUGAACGCAUAGAAGAUGAGGAAGAAAUGAACUCAGAGCUAACUGCUAAGAAAAGAAAAUUGGAGGAUGAGUGCUCAGAACUCAAGAAAGAUAUUGACGACCUUGAAAUAACUUUGGCUAAAGCAGAAAAAGAAAAACAUGCAACUGAAAAUAAGGUGAAAAACUUAACUGAGGAAAUGGCAUCUUUGGAUGACACUAUCAAUAAGUUGACAAAGGAGAAGAAAGCAUUGCAGGAAGCACACCAGCAGACUCUGGAUGACCUUCAGGCUGAAGAAGACAAAGUUAACUCACUAACGAAAAUGAAAACUAAACUGGAACAGCAAGUAGAUGAUCUUGAAGGAUCUUUGGAACAAGAAAAGAAGGUCAGGAUGGAUCUGGAAAGGGCCAAGAGAAAGUUAGAAGGAGACCUAAAGCUGACACAGGAAAGCUUAAUGGAUGCUGAAAAUGAUAAACAGCAGCUGGAAGAGAAAUUAAAGAAAAAAGAAUUUGAAAUCAGUCAGAUGUCUUCAAAAAUUGAAGAUGAGCAAGCAAUUGUGAUACAGCUCCAGAAGAAAAUCAAAGAGUUACAGGCUCGAAUAGAAGAAUUAGAAGAAGAGUUGGAAGCUGAAAGAGCUGCCCGAGCAAAGGUGGAGAAACAAAGAUCCGAUCUAGCUAGAGAAUUAGAAGAACUAAGUGAAAGAUUAGAAGAAGCGGGAGGAGCUUCUUCUGCUCAGAUCGAAAUGAACAAGAAGCGUGAGUCUGAAUACCUUAAGCUCAGAAGAGAUCUAGAAGAAGCGACUCUACACCAUGAGGCCACAGCCGCCUCUCUCAGAAAGAAACAUGCAGACACAGUGGCUGAACUUGGGGAGCAAAUUGACAAUUUGCAGAGAGUUAAACAGAAACUUGAAAAGGAAAAAAGUGAACUAAAACUGGAAGCAGAUGAUCUCUCAUCCAGCAUGGAACAGCUGGUCAAAGCAAAGGGAAUAUCAGAUAAACUCUGCCGCACAUAUGAGGAUCAGCUGAAUGAAACAAAAACAAAACUAGAUGAGAUGAUACGUCAAGUAAAUGAUCUCACAACCCAGAAAGGGAGACUUCAGACUGAAAAUGGGGAAUUUGGAAGACUUCUUGAAGAAAAGGAGUCUUUAAUCAGUCAGCUGUCUCGGGGGAAAUCUUCCUUCACUCAACAAAUUGAAGACCUUAGAAAGCAACUUGAUGAGGAAACAAAAGCUAAAAAUGCACUAGCUCAUGCAUUGCAAUCUGCCAGGCAUGACUGUGAUCUCCUUAGGGAACAGUUCGAUGAAGAACAAGAAGCUAAAGCAGAGCUACAGCGAAGUCUUUCCAAGGGCAAUGCUGAAGUGGCAAUGUGGAGGAAUAAAUAUGAGACAGAUGCUAUUCAGAGGACAGAAGAAUUAGAAGAAGCAAAGAAAAAGCUUGCUGCACGCCUUCAGGAAGCAGAAGAAGCUGUUGAGGCUGCUAAUGCAAAAUGUGCUUCUUUAGAAAAGACGAAGCAUCGAUUGCAGAGCGAGCUGGAGGACAUGAUGAUUGAUCUGGAACGCUCCAAUGCUGCAGCUGCUGCAAUGGACAAAAAGCAGCGCAACUUUGACAAAAUUAUUGCUGAUUGGAAGCAAAAGUAUGAAGAGGCACAGGCAGAGCUUGAAUCCUCCCAGAAGGAAGCCCGUAGCCUCAGUACUGAACUGUUCAAGUUAAAAAAUGCCUAUGAGGAAGUCUUGGAUAUCUUGGAGACAGUCAAGAGAGAAAACAAAAAUCUGCAAGAGGAGAUUUCAGACUUGACUGACCAGAUAAGUGAAGGAAAUAAAAGCCUCCAUGAAAUUGAAAAAGUAAAGAAGCAGGUAGAGCAAGAGAAAUCUGAGGUUCAGGUAGCACUGGAGGAAGCAGAGGGUGCUUUGGAGCAUGAAGAAAGUAAAACACUUCGCUUCCAGCUAGAACUAGCUCAGAUUAAGGCAGAAUUUGAUAGGAAGCUUGCAGAAAAAGAUGAAGAAACAGAAAAUGUCAGGAGAAACCUGCAACGCAUUAUUGAAUCUCUUCAGUCAAAUCUGGAAUCUGAGGCUAAAAGCAGAAAUGAGGCUGUUCGCCUCAAGAAAAAGAUGGAAGGGGACCUGAAUGAAAUGGAAAUCCAAUUAAGUCAUUCUACCCGGCAGGCUACAGAAGCUACUAAAGCCUUGAGAAAUCUCCAGGCGCAAUAUAAGGAUCUACAAGUGCAGUACGAUGAUACUUUACACUUGUCAGAGGAUCUGAAGGAACAGGCCGCUGUCAUUGAGAGAAGAAAUAAUCUCCUUCAGUCAGAGCUUGAUGAACUGAGAGCAGCACUAGACCAGACAGAAAGGGCCCGGAAACUGUCAGAGCAGGAACUUUUGGAAUCUACAGAAAGAGUCAAUCUGCUCCAUUCUCAGAACACAAGCCUGAUCAACCAGAAAAAGAAGCUAGAGAACGAUAUCAACCACAUGCAGAAUGAAGUGGAAGAGUCCGUUCAGGAAUGCAGGAAUGCAGAAGACAAAGCUAAGAAAGCAAUCACCGAUGCUGCUAUGAUGGCAGAGGAGCUAAAGAAAGAGCAGGAUACCAGCGCCCACCUGGAGAGAAUGAAAAAGAAUAUGGAGCAGACAAUAAAGGACCUUCAAAAAAGACUGGAUGAAGCUGAGCAGAUUGCCAUGAAAGGAGGCAAAAAACAGAUACAAAAGCUAGAAAGCAGGGUACGUGAACUGGAAAAUGAACUAGAAGGAGAGCAGCGUCGGAAUGCCGAGUCGCUGAAAGGCUUUCGCAAGUUUGAAAGACGAAUCAAAGAACUCACUUACCAGGGGGAGGAAGAUAAGAAGAAUCUUAUCCGGAUGCAAGAUCUGAUUGAUAAGUUGCAGCUAAAAGUAAAGAGCUACAAGCAUCAAGCUGAAGAAGCAUCGGAACAAGCGAAUCAGUAUUUGUCAAAGUACAAAAAACUGCAGCAUGAGCUGGAUGAUGCUCAGGAGCGAGCAGAUAUUGCUGAAUCUCAAGUGAACAAGCUAAGGAGCAAAACAAGGGAUGUUGCUGGAAAGGUCCGUGAAGAAGAAUAAACAGUCCAAAGAGGCAUCUGAAAGCUUCUAAACGCUGCACUGGUUCAUGUUACAUGGAAAUAAAAAUAAUUAAAUAUU
Messenger RNA from Xenopus laevis (African clawed frog), 5980 nucleotides. RefSeq names its product myosin heavy chain 15 L homeolog (gene myh15.L). NCBI's taxonomy places the organism in Eukaryota, Metazoa, Chordata, Amphibia, Anura, Pipidae. The record is from RefSeq and is marked provisional. Gene Ontology annotation, molecular function: ATP binding; actin filament binding; microfilament motor activity. Gene Ontology annotation, cellular component: cytoplasm; myosin complex; myofibril.